AUGGAGCGCGAGCAAUUUCUCUCUGAUCUACAGUUUCAACAGAUAUUAUCUAUUAUAAACAAUAAAGGGGCAAAUCAAUCCUCCAAUCCUAAGGCCAAAGCUGCUGGUACUUCUUCAAGUUUGUCACAAGCACCGUUGCGCCUCCGUCGAUUAAUCCUCCACAGUGGUGCAACCGAUCAUAUUACUUCUUCUCCAAAUUUGCUUGUCAACGGUCGUCAGAACACUAUUUUACCGCCAGUUAUUAUGCCCAGUGGAGAACAGGCUCCAAUCACAUCUACUGGAACUUUACCUUUGAACUCUGUUAUUUCUCUGAAAAAUGUGCUUGGUGUGCCAUCUUUCAAGGUGGAUUUGAUGUCUGUGAGUCAAGUUACAAGAAGUCUCAAUUGUUCUGUAACCUUUUUUCCCUCUUGGUGUAUUUUGCAAGACUUGACGACGAAGACGACGAUUGGUUUGGGUAAACAACGAGACGGACUUUAUUACUUGGUCGCAUUGGCGUCAGCAACAUCGAGCCCUAAAUUCAAAUCCUCCGCUGCCAUUGCUAGCCAUCCAUCUUGUUCUCAUGUCACCUCUUCCACUGACUUGUGGCACCGCCGAUUAGGGCAUCUAUCUUCCUCUAGAUUAGAUUUUACGGCAAACAAUUUACUCAAUUUUCCUUUCAAACCCAAUAAUGCUUGUGAUACCGCUUCCUAUUCCCAUCUUAAGGUUUUCGGGUGUCUUGCCUAUGCUACUGAUGUGCAUGUCCCUCAUAAAUUCGCUCCUAGAGCCAAACAUUGUGUUUUCCUUGGUUACCCGGUCGGUCAAAAAGCCUACAAGCUCUAUGACAUUACCACUCAUAAAUUUUUCACUAGUCGUGACAUUGUUUUUCAUGAAACUAUUUUUCCAUAUGCGUCCUUUCCAUCCAUUCCAACACCUCCAGCCCCUGUCCUUCCUCAUUUUGUGUCUGACCCUCCUAUUUCCGACUCAUUCCCCACAUCUACGCAUCCAGUCACCUCCACUUUUGAUCAACCCAUUCCUGUCAGUGUUGUUCAGCCCCCUCCCGUCCCUCCAUUAGAAAUGACCCAGCCAUAUUCUCCUUCUGCGUCUCCGCAUCCAGCCACCUCCACUUUUGAUCAACCCAUUCCUGCCAGCGUCAUUCAGCCCCCUCCCGCACCAGUUUUACGACGUUCUCAACGACAUCACAGUCCUCCACAUGCUUUACGUGAUUAUGUUUACAACCAAGUGACGUCUCCCAAACCGUCGCUGCCUUCGUCGUCUGGUUCCACCAAAGGUACAAGUCAGGAUGUUGAGCCCAGCUCUUAUACAGAAGCAACUUCCCAUUCACACUGGCAGGACGCCAUGCAAUCUGAAUUGGCAGCUUUAGAAGCCAAUCACACUUGGUCUCUCACUCCUAUCCCUCAUGGCAAGAAACCCAUUGGAUGUCACUGGGUUUAUAAAAUCAAACGCCACUCAAAUGGCACCAUAGAGCGUUAUAAAGCUUGUUUGGUGGCCAAGGAUUACACACAGUUGGAAGGUAUUGAUUAUCAUGACACUUUUUCUCCCACUGCUAAAAUGAUUACUGUUCGUUGUUUAUUGGCUCUGGCAGCUACUCAGGAUUGGUCCCUUCACCUCCAUGAAGAAAUUUAUACGUCUCCACCUCCUGGUCUUCAGCGACAGGGGGAGAACUUGGUGUGUCGCCUCAACAAGUCGUUGUAUGGUUUAAAGCAAGCUUCUCGUCAAUGGUUUGCCAAGUUCUCAACAGCUGUUCAAGCUGCCGGAUAUGUUCAGUCCAAAGCGGACUACUCAUUAUUCACAUGUCGGAAUGGAAAGUCCUUUACCGCACUGUUGAUAUAUGUUGACGAUAUUCUUAUUACGAGUAAUGAUCUCAAGGCUAUAUCCACUCUUAAGCAAUUUUUGCAUAGUCGUUUCCGAAUUAAAGAUUUGGGGGAUUUGAAAUAUUUUAUGGGCAUUGAAGUCUCUCGAUCAAAGAGAGGUAUUUCUAUUUCACAGCGGAAAUACACUUUGGAAAUUCUGAAGGAUGGUGGAAUUUUGGGUGCUAAACCUAUGAACUUUCCCAUUGAGCAAAACACAUAA
Messenger RNA from Prunus armeniaca (apricot), 2070 nucleotides. The record is from the annotation of a GenBank genome assembly. NCBI's taxonomy places the organism in Eukaryota, Viridiplantae, Streptophyta, Magnoliopsida, Rosales, Rosaceae.